UGGGGAUUCCCCCGCGUGACAAAAACAGCUUCGCCUUUCACAUGUCAGCUUAUCGCCUUUCAUUGCUCAUAUGCUCUCCGCCUGGGGCUCAUGCUGUACCGGAUAUCUAGACGACGGGCUCUUUUCGCGUAUUUCUAACACUGUUCACGUUUGGAAUGAACGUACAACAGUUUGAAACUUUAAAAAAGCUAAUAUUUGAUCAAAAGUGGAGGUCUGUUGCUGUAAGGCAAUGCAUUAUCGGUUAGGGGCAUGAAACGAAGCGGCUCGUUCCUCUGGUUUCACAAAGGUUCGGUGGUUUUCUUAGGUGUCAGUAUCCUCGGAGUCCGGUCACAUCACCGAGCGGCGACAACACCCGCUAGUAGCCUUUAAAUCCUCGAGGAAGGAGGGAGGGGGAAACCCAGCGAGGCCCCCACCAUCAUGGCGAGCGACGACUGUAGGAAAGAUUACUUGCUGGAGGAUAACCGCACAGAUUCGGGUAUUGACUCGUAUGGUUCCAUACUGAAGUCGGAGGAGCCCCGGGAGUCGAGCGCAGACUUCAUUGGGCCAAGGGACAAGAUUUCCACCGGGGAGGAGCGGCUGGACUCAGCCUAUGGCUCCUCGUCCAUCACGGUGGAGAGUUUGUCAGAGAUAGUUGGGGGAUGCACGCUGUCCAGCGCCAAGGAGGAGCAAGCACAAAGAUCUGAACUCUCUGAGCAGGAGGAGAACUUGCUCACAACCAUAACUGAAGAUGGAGACACAAUCCUGCACUUAGCAAUCAUCCAUGAAGACGAAUUUAUCGCCCAACAGUUGAUACAGCUUUUUCCAAAAGAAGUCCUGGACAUCCAAAACAAUUUAUACCAAAGCCCUUUGCACUUGGCCACGUACCUAAACCUGACAGAUGUGGUGAAGAGCCUGGUGGAGAAAAGUUCCAGUCUGGGGCUGCAGGACCAGGAGGGGAACACCGCACUCCAUGUGGCCUGCCAGCAUGGGCAGAUAGAGUGCGCCACUGAGAUGACCAGAGAGGUUUCCCCAAGCAAGCUGGCACCGAUCCUUGAGAUCCAAAACUGGAGAGGUCUUGCCUGUCUUCACUUGGCUGCACUGAACAGGCAAUAUCAGAUUAUGAAGCUACUGGUGAAAAAGGGAGCAGACCUAAAUAUACAGGAAGGAACCAGUGGGAAAACAGCUCUUCAUCUCGCCGUGGAGCUGCAUGAUGUCGCGUCAGUAAAGCUGCUGCUCAGCAGGGGGGCCAACGUGGACGCUGCCAUGUUUAACGGCUGCACACCUCUGCAUCUCGCGGUGGGGAGACAGGACGCUACCAUCGCCAACCUCCUCUGCCAGUCCGGCGCUGACACAAUGCUACGAAACAUGGAGGACGAAACGGCGCUGGAUCUGGCCGACGGCAAUGAUGAUAUUCUGGCUCUUUUUCCUUUUGAUGACAUCCAGAUCUCCGGGAGGUCGGUGGUCAGUGUGAAGUUUUAAGCUGAAUCUUAACAGACAACCUCGGAAUUGUCUCAAGCUUCACUGUGGCUGAAACCUUUUUAAUUGAAAAAAGCUGCAUUUGAGCUGAUGUUUUCAGUAAAUAGUGCCGCUAUUUGUAGAACAUUCUGAUUUGAUCUGUAUUUAUCCAUUAUCUAGACAAAUAUGCGCACCAUAUUUUACUUCCCUCUGACAAAGAUUGAUUUUGCUUAAUCUAACACUGAAAAAUAUCUUUUGGGUUUGUGAGUCAUUGGUUUAAAUAUUCUGCUUCUAUUCACAUCCCUCUUUCGGGUUGCAACAAAAGCCACCUCAAUGUGAGUGUCAAACUUUCUAUUAACAUGUUCAAUGUCUAUAAAAAAAUUCUACCUCUUUUAUCACAUUAACCUAGUUUUAAUGACUAGAAAUUGAACAUGCAAAUUGCUUUAUUUUAUAGUCUCUCAAACUUAAUCAGUCCUAUCAUUGCAUUUUAUUUCCACAGCCACAACUUUUGAAGGAAUGCAAUCAGAGGCAGAACUAAAAUUAAUAUGUUGCAUUUAUUAAAAAAGCGGUGUCACAAAGAGACCUGCAAUCCUACUAAGACAAACUAAUCACAUCCCUGCUAUUUGUUACAAAACUUGUAGCCCAAAUAAAAUGUAAUAUAUUAGAAA
Messenger RNA from Etheostoma cragini (Arkansas darter), 2102 nucleotides. RefSeq names its product nuclear factor of kappa light polypeptide gene enhancer in B-cells inhibitor, epsilon (gene nfkbie). The record is from RefSeq and is a predicted model, not a curated record. The transcript is spliced from 6 exons. Gene Ontology annotation, molecular function: protein binding. NCBI's taxonomy places the organism in Eukaryota, Metazoa, Chordata, Actinopteri, Perciformes, Percidae. The coding region runs from base 418 to 1458 and encodes 346 amino acids.